CUUGAGUGGGCAGCCUGAUGAUACUCUGCUUUCAACAACUUUUAUUUUACUAGCAAACAGCACUGUAGCCUACUCUAUUCUACACGUUUCUCUUAACGAAAUGGGCCACAAUUCUGAGAAUUGCUCUGAUGACUUGGAUACAUUUUGGCAUGAGUAAAACAUGUGUGCCGUGUUUUACAUUCACAGCAUCCGAUUCGACCAGGUAAACUCGACAUGCUGCAACGAUUGUCUUUAUUUUAAAUCCAGUUUCGAUGUUGCUACGUUUUUAUCAGUGCACAGCGCGCACUUGUGGUCUACAAACAAAUCUUAUUUUCGAUCAGGGUACGAAUUUAGUCCAAACUGUGGCAGGUAUGACAAUGGGGGAGCAGCGGAAAGACCGUAUGCCGCCCAGAGCUUCAAUAACGGGAGCUUCGUGAAAUGCCAACACUGUUUUCGCUGCCCUCCAAAUCAUCAAAGGCUGUCCGAAUGCAAUGCAACGACAGACACACAAUGCUGCGUAGCGAGGUCCAAUGGUCAACAACAUUAAGGGUCCAAGUGUCAACAUCAAAUCCCACCACAGCCAAACACAUUGAUCCAAGAUUACAUGGUGAUUCUGUAACUUCACAUGUCAACCAUCAGACUGCAUAUAAGGAACAUAAGCCAUGCUUCAUGGUCAGCCUUAAAGACUGCCUCCCAUCAGACAAUAUCCUGUAUACCAACCAACAUUCACGGAGCAAUAAGACAACAGCAGCUGUCAAUGAAGAGGUUGCUCUGCUACAGUCAGAGACCAGGAGCCUAGAGGACAUUUUGAGUUCUGACCUCCAGUCUGCGAUACUUCAGACGGUUCUGGACAACCUGGAUGUUCUAGAGGAGCUUGUGAUCCUGCUGGACCCGGAGAGCCCUGGGGUGAAGAACACCAGCCACCUAGCAUCUCGCUGCUCCUUCCCCGCCACCUGGAUUACCUACACCUACUCCCCGAGGGAGAGCAAGAGCCCCCUGAGGGCCGUGCUGGAGGGGGUCACCACCAAACACCCAGAGUGGACUGUAGGACACCUGGCCAGGUUGCUGAGAGAGAUGGACCGGAACGACGCAGUGGUGGUGCUCACCAAGCUCAGCUUGCUUAAGGUGUUCUAGUCUGGGUGUGUUCUGUGUUGGGUCCGGAAGAGAUGGCUCCAUCCUGAUACAACCGCGAGUCUCUACCCCCUGCCAAGGCACUGAGAUAUAACAGGAGGGCCAGUAGGAGGCAUGCUUUUCUUGGGGACCCCAAAGCCCCAAGGCAGUGAUUGGGAACACUUGCAUUAGGGUUCAAGUAAGAUAUUUAACUGCGAUAACCUGGCACUUAUCACUUAAAGCAGGGAUGUUAAUCCCGGUGUCCUGAAAAAAAUGGAGCUACACACUCUAGGUUAGUAUAUUAUUGCAUCUGAGCUCCUAAUAACCAACGUUUCGACAGACAAGCUGUCUUCAUCAGGGUAUAAUGACAAACACUGUGGGGUGACUAGUUUAUAUUGUGUCAAAGGACACACACACACAAGUGUCUGUAAUCAUGACCGGGUGUGGCUUGAUAUCAUUGGUUAAUUUUCAGAUAUAAAUAGAACAUACAUGAAUGGAUAGCAUACAAUCAUAGAUAACAUUUUGCUACAUAGGCCUACAAACAUUUAUAAUGAAUAGCAAGAUCACAGUAAUGGCUUCAGAUCAAAGUCUACGUUGAGACUGAGGGGAGCAAGGGUCUUUAAAGUAAAGAUCCAGGCAGCCUCUCGUUUUAACGAAUUGUCGAGGUCACCCCCUCUCCUUGGGAGAGGUGCCGAUAUAACGUAGGGACGAAAUUGAGUGUUCAUUUUUACCACAAGGACAAGUUGUAAGAUAAAUAACUGCUUUAGCAGAGCACGUGAUAACACCUUUGAUCGGGAUCGGUUUCCCUGUUUGGGGGUGUUUAAAGGAUCUACAUUUGUAAGUGACAUUGUAUUGAGCGCAGCUGUUACACUUGUAGUCUCCAUCCGGUAGAGGUGCUAAUAGACAUUGUGCAGGAGUAUUUUGGGGUGGUAAAUAAGUUCACCAAUUGAUCAGAUUUCUGCCCCGUGAAAAUAUGACCAAGGGAGGGUCCGAAAACACAUUACCGAGGGUGUCAUCGGAUCGUAGAAUGUGGCAAUGUUUGUGAACGAUUUCCAUCAUUUGUUCAGAGCACUUUAAAUGAGGGGUAGUGAGGAUGCAAGAAUGCUUCUUUUUGUGAGAUUGUCCUUGAAAGAGAUUAAGGGACAUUUUGUUUUUGCCAUUCUUAUCUAAUUUCUGUGUUCAUGCAAGUGGCUGACUGGACAAAUCACACCUAUGAGUAGCUGCAAUUUGGCAGUAGGCCCAGACCGUGUUUUGAGAACAAACAAAAGAUCUGUUUCAAGGUAUCAGCUUAGAGAAAGAAUCCUUGUGAUGUGUUGGUCUGUCACAUUAUGAAACCGUAUUGGUGGGUAACAUGGAUGAAACAAAACGGUAAUGAUGAAUGAAUUAUGCCAAAUCAUGCAAAUAUAACUAGUCUUAUAUACGGCUAUACACAGACAACGGUUGGGACAUGCAAGUUUUUCUGACAGACAUGUGUACUAUGAUGCAUUGAGUUGGUUGGAACCUCUCCAGCACGCUGACAAAUAAACAAUUAUUCAGUUAAGAUUGAGUGUCCCUGUGUAAGAAUUAGUUAUGGAUUUUUGUACCCCCUCUCCUAGAAUUAUUUUUGCAUCUCAGCCAUAUCUGUCAAUCUGAUUGUUUUUUAUUCGACAGAAUUGGCUGUAGGGCAAACUGUAUUUCAUGGGAAGAGGGUGACAGCUAUCAGCCCUAAAACUGUUAUGAUCAAUAGGUUUCCUGUAAAGAUCAGUAUAUAGAACAUUAUCCUCACACAAAAUCGGAAGAUCAAGGAAACUGAUUUGAUGUGCGUCAGAUCUCAGGCGCUCAGAACAAGUGUUAAGUUCCCAACCUGGCCCUCACAAUCAUUUUCAUCUUAUGUCAAACGUAAUAUCACCAACCAAUGAUAUUGCUGUAUUUAUACAUUGCUUGUUAUAUAAAUGUCAUAUUAGCAUUUGUUUAAUUCAAUUUUCAAAUGAUCAACUCCAAUUUGUUCAAACAUCUUAACAUCUUUAUUAAGCAAAUAACAUUAUAAAUAAAAAAAGUGCAUAGAAAAAUUAAACGGGUUUAGAAAUAUGUAUACAAUUAUUUACAAACUCAGGGUUUAUUUGUACAAGGUAACAAAGACAAGUUCACACAUAUUUUCAUGUCUUUAACACUUUGUUAUACUUUAAAAUAACCCUACCAUAUAGAACAUACAGCUUUCUGAACCAGUUCUGGGAGAGAUCGUCAUGGUAACUUCAGGUUUCCAACUAGUGCUUUGCAUGUUUCAUGGAACACACAGGCCAGCUCUGCAGGACAUUAAAACCAAGUUACUCUUA
Messenger RNA from Oncorhynchus keta (chum salmon), 3401 nucleotides. Its product is annotated as IGF-like family receptor 1. Lineage: Eukaryota; Metazoa; Chordata; Actinopteri; Salmoniformes; Salmonidae. The coding region runs from base 418 to 1113 and encodes 231 amino acids. The transcript is spliced from 4 exons. The record is from RefSeq and is a predicted model, not a curated record.